Drosophila obscura is the source of this 570-nucleotide messenger RNA. RefSeq lists its product as uncharacterized. NCBI's taxonomy places the organism in Eukaryota, Metazoa, Arthropoda, Insecta, Diptera, Drosophilidae. Bases 66 to 494 code for a protein of 142 amino acids. The transcript has 3 exons. The record is from RefSeq and is a predicted model, not a curated record.
AAAAAAUUGUGCGUUUAGCUUAUACUCAAACACAAGUGAAAAUUGUUACUGUAAUUUCUUGAAAUAUGUUGUUUUUAAGCUCCUUUUUCUUUCUGCUUUCUUUGUACUUCGGAUGCCUUAUAAUAGGCGUAACAGGGCUGAUCAUUGGGGUCGUGGCCCUUACCAUUGCCAUGUGUAAGCUUUUUCUGCAAUCAAAACAAGAAACGGUUUGGACGAUUGCCGCUGUUUUCGCCUUGUUGUACUUGGCGGCGAAGGUGCUGCUGUUAUUGGGCACGAUGUGGCACUUGUGCUGGAGCCUUCUCGUGUCCUUCGCUGUCAGUGUGGUUUGUGUUUUCUUGCUGCUGGCCAUACUCAUUGUCGGUUUUGCCGGCAGCACGAACCGUGUACAACUCAUGCUAUGGAUUGUCAUGAUUAUACUGGAGACAUACUACUUGUGGGUAAUCAUCUCGCAUUGGCACAACUGUUGGACGGGAGUAGACUCGGCUGAGCUCUAAGCGCAGCGCAAUUAUUUGUGACAACUAAAUUCUCUAAUUAUAAUCAGCGAAAUUUAAUAAUAAUUUAAACGAUUUA